GAGCCAUAACCCAUUCAUAAAACCAAAGUGACGCUCGACCUCAGAUCAGUAGCGUGUUGACCGUCGAGAUGCCGAGAUUGUUGAGCAAGUGCAGCAUCGCCGCUCUAUGGGCGUCUGCAGUGCUCGUUACGUAUGUGAAUUGUGCUGAAAAUGGAGCUAUAACCAUGCCCACUACCACCGAUGGACCAAAGCCAACGGGUGGCUAUUGUGCAGCGGCACUGUGUGAACUGUACAAUGGGACACAUUUGGUGCAAGUGCCGCAUACUGCUUGUGGCAAUAAUGGUAGCUUUUCACCCACCUGUGGACCCGAGCCCAAGCUCUUGGAAAUGAGCGAGCGGCGUCGUCAACUGCUGCUGGACAUGCACAAUCUGGCCAGAUCAAAGAUCGCAAAUGGAGAUUUGGAUGGCUAUCGUAGUGCUGCCCAUAUGCCGGUCCUGCGCUGGGACAACGAACUGGAGCAAAUGGCCGCCCUGCAUGCCAAACGUUGCCAAUUUGCCCACGACAAGUGCCGCAAUACACCGCGUUUCAAGUUUAGUGGCCAGAAUAUUGGUUACUUUUGGAUUGGACGCGAGUUCAAGUCGCAUUCGCGUCGCAUGAAAUCCUUUGUGAUCAACUGGUUCCGCGAAUACCAGGACGCCAAUCAGAGUUUCAUCGAUAGAUAUCACCCACAUCCGCAGGGCAAGAAGAUUGGUCACUUUACACUCCUGGUCUCGGAUCGAGUGAAUCGCGUGGGCUGUGCCGGUAUCCGUUUUCUAGAGCCCAAUGCCAAUCGAUUCCAAUUCAUGUUGACGUGCAACUAUAACUACAAUAAUAUAUUCAACGAACCGAUCUAUCAAUCGGGUCCAGCGGCAUCUAAGUGCCCGCAGCACCGGAUCAGUGAAAAGUUCCCCGGAUUGUGCGAUCCACGGGAUGCCAGCAAUGAUUUUGAAAGUGAAGAGAGCGCUGAAGACGACAACACCCUGGACAACAAUAUACCCUUGUAAAAGGGAUCAGUCCAUAGGAUUAGGAAUAUAUAAUACUCAUAGCCAAACAUCUGGAUUAAGUUACAAAGCAUACGAUUUUUUUUUUGUUAUUUUUAUAAAACAAGUGUUUUAGAAUCUUUAAAAAGAACGCAUUACGUUAUCUGUCAAUCUCUAAGUGAGUUGAGUGUGUACUAUAAUAGAACUUUGCAUUAAUUAGUGUUUCGAAAAGCUUAGCACUACUGUA
Molecule: messenger RNA, 1206 nt
Organism: Drosophila eugracilis
Lineage: Eukaryota; Metazoa; Arthropoda; Insecta; Diptera; Drosophilidae
Product: antigen 5 like allergen Cul n 1
Exons: 2
Coding region: 69-983 (304 amino acids)
Source: RefSeq, a predicted model, not a curated record